UUCAUGCUGUCGAAAAUACGACAUAUAUCCUCUACCCUCUCAUUACUUCACUUGAAUCACGACGGAAAAAAGCGACACACGUCAGUCACACAAUUUUCGAGGCAUUUAUUUUUUAUUCUUUCCGUCUUUGUGUCUGUCAGUCAUAGUAUUACAUAAGAUAAGAAAAGAUGUAUGUCACCUGUCGCGAGAUUGAGGGCCUCUAAACAUCAAAGGGACGUUACUUAAAAAUCACUUCUGACAUGAACUACAUGCCACUAUCAUAAUGUACAGCAGACACCGUACGUCUGAAAAAUCAGGGGAGAAAGAUAUGGAGGAUCCUCUAAUGAAGGAUGUGUCCAUUUAUAUAUCGGCGGUAUUGUUAAAAGCGUGCGGAGCUUGGAUGGAGACGGGGAAAUAUGCCGAAUAUCGAAGAAUAUUCAUUUCUCAGUAUACGAACGUACUACUUGCCUUCGGCGUGUACGUGAAUAUGACGGAUUGUUAUUACAGCUGGGGCGAUUUAGGGCAUUGCAUUUUCGUGUGUCUUAUUGCACUCGCUAUAGUUCUUGGAUCCAUCAAGUACGCCAAUUUAAAUGUUCGGAGAAAAGCUGUCGCCGAUAUAUUACAGAGCGCACGGAAACUCAUUUGGCUUCAGAAUUACAACGAAGAAGAAAAAAAUAUUUUCCUUGUAUGCCAAAAGCUUAGCAAAUACUACGCUUAUCUCUUGUACUGGGUGGCGCAGUUUACUUUCAUUGGCUAUGUAUCCGCCCCUCUCAUUGCUAACAUCGGAAGGAAUAAGUCGGACAGACUAUUUCCAUAUAGAAUGUGGCUCGAUUUACCGUUAACAGAAACCCCAUAUUACGAAUUAACAUUCACUGUGCAGGCAAUGUGCGUAUGUCAAAUGUGCGUCGUGUAUAUCGGCAACGACACGAUUUGCGGUGUAUUGAACAUACACAUUAUCGGCCAGUUCCGCAUUCUACAGCAAAGACUAUUGAAAUUGUGGCCAUCCCAAGAGGACGAAGCGAACGAAAUCCGUUACACGCACGAUUAUUACACGAGGAUGAAGACGUGUAUCCGGUACCAUCAAAAGCUGAUCGAUUUUAGCAACGACCUCGAGAGUAUCUUCGCGUUGCCGAUUCUCGCUCACAUAAUAGUUUUCAGCAUGAUGAUGUGUUUCAACAUUUUCGAGUUGCUUCUGGUGAAGGUGCCUUUUGCUAUACAGGUGGUAUCUAUUUUUCAAAUAGUUGGCUCUACUAUCCACGUACUUAUCGUCACGUACAUGUGCGACGGUUUAAUGGAAGAGAGCGGGAACGUCGGCAUGGUAUCGUAUACAGGCUGGUGGAUGAACUGUCCAAUGAAUAGAACCGGCGUGAGACUGCGGCACAAUCUGAGGAUUAUAAUGAUGAGAUCCGCGAGACCGUGUCGCCUGACCGCCGGUGGAUUCUUUCCGGUGACCAUGGAAACUUCCACCGCUUUAUUCAGUUCUACAAUGUCAUACUUUACUCUAAUAAGGAACUCCUCUAUGGCGGAGAGUGCAUAAGUAAACGCGCGUUCAACAGUAGAUGGAUCGUAAUCGCUGAAUAGACAAGGAAGUGGACAAAUAAAUGUUUAUGGUACCUAUUUCAAAAUGGACUUGUCAAUGAUACGAGUUGUUGCCGUUGGAUUUCACUUUUUGCAAAGUCUUAUUUUUAGACAGUUUCCUCAAUUUUAAUUGUUGACACCACAUUGAAUCUUAGCAUCUGACCAUAGUUACGGUUAAAAAGAAUGUGUACAUUGCGUAGUAACAAAUUCUUACACUCAAGGAAAUAAAGAAGAAUCACAUAACAUUAUUACUUGUAUUUACUUUAGAAUAAGUUUCACGCUAUUCGAGGAUCUCGAAAGAUAAUACUUACUGCUAAGUAUUCGAAGUUUGUCAGCUGUUGCGCAUUUAACUUUAAAACUUAACUGUUAACUAAAAGUUAACUGAAAUUUAUUAACUGACAAGAGUAAAUAUGAUUAUCUUUACAAAUUAUAAUAAUUAAUGAUGAAUUUCCUAACGUGUGUAUAAUUUCAGAAACUGUGAUAUUUUCGAAUUGCAGACGUAUUUCACUAUAAUGAAACACAGCUUACCGUGGAUGCAAAAGGGACACGGACUCGGAAUCGUUGUGAACCAAUGACUGAUAUGCUGCGUAUAUUGAUUUGUGAAUAAAUGUUGCAAACGUUCAUAGUAAUAAAAGACA
Molecule: messenger RNA, 2195 nt
Organism: Ceratina calcarata
Lineage: Eukaryota; Metazoa; Arthropoda; Insecta; Hymenoptera; Apidae
Product: odorant receptor Or2-like
Exons: 7
Coding region: 263-1516 (417 amino acids)
Biological process (GO): sensory perception of smell; detection of chemical stimulus involved in sensory perception of smell
Cellular component (GO): plasma membrane
Molecular function (GO): olfactory receptor activity; odorant binding
Source: RefSeq, a predicted model, not a curated record